Oreochromis aureus is the source of this 1964-nucleotide messenger RNA. Its product is annotated as transcription factor 7-like 2. Gene Ontology annotation, molecular function: RNA polymerase II cis-regulatory region sequence-specific DNA binding; DNA-binding transcription factor activity, RNA polymerase II-specific. Gene Ontology annotation, biological process: canonical Wnt signaling pathway; regulation of transcription by RNA polymerase II. NCBI's taxonomy places the organism in Eukaryota, Metazoa, Chordata, Actinopteri, Cichliformes, Cichlidae. The coding region runs from base 165 to 1964 and encodes 599 amino acids. Gene Ontology annotation, cellular component: beta-catenin-TCF complex. The transcript is spliced from 15 exons. The record is from RefSeq and is a predicted model, not a curated record.
GAACCCUGAAAGGAGGGAAAAGUAAGUAAGUCCAGCCAUUACGCUUCUUUCAGGCUUCAUUUGGAACAUUUGGAUUUUGGACUUUGAAGCUGAAGAAACUGCCUUGAUAAUUCAGUGAGCCAACAAAAGGAAACACUUUACUGAGUGAGAAAGGGAGAUACAAGAUGCUGAUGGUGCAGUGCAGCUGGUGUCAGGAGAGGAUGAAAAAGCCUGAUCACCUUGUCUACAAAAGCAAGGAUCCCAGGCAGAAGCAGUUGUCAUUUUUCAAUCCCUCUGUCUCUAAAAUGGACAUCAGGGAGGAAAACAAUCAUAUUUCAGAGACAAUGCAGUCAGAAGAAGCGCCUUCCACUUCUGAAGAUGCGGCAGUUGACAUUCUGGGGCAAACAUCCUACCCUCUGCCUCCCCCUCCUUUCCCCACUGGGAUACCUGCCCCCCCUCAGCCAGCAUCAGAUCCUCAGACUGGAGGAUUUGUUAGCAACAUCCUCCCAGAACCAGCUCCUCCUGUGUAUCAGCAGCUGGUUCCACUCAUGGGCUCAGGACCAGCUCACCUCUACAGUCAGCCAGGGACAGAUAGACAGGGACAGCUGAGACACCCAAAGCAUAAUGUGCUCGGGAUUCCAGACAACAUGAGGCAGUACGUGCGUCCUGUUGGAGAACUGCACGAUGUGCCAUUGUGGGAUUUUGUCACUCCUCCUCCCCCAUCCAACCCUCAACUUCCCCCUCCUUUCCCCACUGGAGCACCCGCUCAGUCAGCAUUAGAUCCUCAGACUGGAAGAUUUCUUAGCUACACCCUCCUGGAACCAGCUCCUCCUGUGUCUCAGCAGCUGGUUCCACUCAUUCUCACUAACACCGCCACAGUGCCAGCUCACCUCUACAGUCAGCCAGGGACAGAUAGGCAGGGACAGCUGAGACACCCAGAGCAUAACGUGCUCGGGAUUCCAGACAACAUGAGGCAGUACGUGCGUCCUGCUGGAGAACUGCACGAUGUGCCAUUGUGGGAUUUUGUCACUCCUCCUCCCCCAUCCAACCCUCAACUUCCCACUCCUUUCCCCACUGGAGCACCCACUCAGUCAGCAUUAGAUCCUUGGACUGGAAGAUUUCUUAGCCACACCCUCCUGGAACCAGCUCCUCCUGUGUCUCAGCAGCUGGUUCCACUCAUUCUCACUAACACCGCCACAGUGCCAGAUCACCUCUACAGUCAGCCAGGGACAGAUAGGCAGGGACAGCUGAGACACCCAGAGCAUAAUGCGCUCGGGAUUCCAGACAACAUGAGGCAGUACGUGCGUCCUGUUGGAGAACUGCACGAUGUUCCAGUCCGGGAUUUUGUCGUUCCUGCUCCCCAUCCAACAUCUCCACUCCAAAAUGUUUUUGCAAAAAGGAAAUGUGAAGCCCGACAGUAUGAGGACCGGCUGUACAUAAAGAAACCACCAAACGCCUUCAUGCUUUACCUGAAGGAGCAGAGGCCAAAGGUGAUGGCGGAACUGAACAUAACUGGCAGUGCAGCCAUAAAUGCAGUUGUGGGAAAGAGGUGGAGGUCACUCUCAAAAGACCAACAAGCAAAAUAUUUUGAUCAGGCUGAAACGGAGAGUUGCCGUCACGCCACAGAGCAUCCAGACUGGUCCACCAAAGAAAACUACGGCAAAAAGAGGAAGAGAACACGAAAUCGCACCUCAAGCACAGCAUCUGCAUCUGAACCUAAACAGGAAGCUCAACAGGCCAAGAGGCUUUGUGUGACGCCAGCUCAGACACAGCCGUCUUCUUCCUAUUCAGUUGUGAAGGAGCCUCUCAAGCAGCCACAGAGACAGCCAACUGUUACCAACCUGCCUCACCAGCAGUCAGCCAUCUACAGCCCUCCUCUCCUCAAGCAGGCUGGUCCUCACCAGAAUCAGAUCAGUCCUGUAGGCCCCCAAACCACAGCUUCCUUCAAACACUGUAUUGAAGGUCUUAGCUCACUGCUUAAUUAG